AUGGAUAUUAAAUUUAAUGAACCAAUUAUGGAAACUAAUCAUUUAUUUUAUAAUUUAGAAUUAUGGCAUGAAGAAACAGGUCAAAAAAUUAAAUAUAAAGGACCAUAUGAUAUUUGUUGUGGUUCUUUUUUAGGAAACCAAUCUAAAAAUAAUUUAGAAAUUAAUUGUAAAUUACAAGAUUCAAAUUGUCCAAUUAUAAAUUUAAACAAAACAUAUCAUAUUAAUAUAGAAAGACCUUUAUAUUCCAUUUUAAAUGGUACACAUGAAGCUACUUUAAGAAUUUAUAAAUAUCAACAAUUAGAACAUGAUCCACAAAGAAGAGAAAUGAUUGAACAUUUAUGUUUAGACAUUCCUUUUAAACUUUUAUUACCUUCAUCUAAUUUAAAUAAUAAUGAAAAUGGAAAUGAAAAUAAUGAAAAUGAAAAUAAUGGAAAUGAUAAAAAUGAUAAAAAUGAUAAAAAUAAUAUGGAAUGGAAAUUAUCUGAUGAGACAAAUUCAAUUAUUGCUUUAGAAAAUAAAGAUGAAUUAUAA
Naegleria gruberi is the source of this 531-nucleotide messenger RNA. RefSeq lists its product as uncharacterized. The record is from RefSeq and is a predicted model, not a curated record. The transcript has a single exon. Lineage: Eukaryota; Heterolobosea; Eutetramitea; Acrasida; Naegleriidae. Bases 1 to 531 code for a protein of 176 amino acids.